This is a messenger RNA of Zingiber officinale, 452 nucleotides long. Its product is annotated as cell division cycle-associated 7-like protein. Gene Ontology annotation, biological process: regulation of DNA-templated transcription. The transcript is spliced from 3 exons. The record is from RefSeq and is a predicted model, not a curated record. Lineage: Eukaryota; Viridiplantae; Streptophyta; Magnoliopsida; Zingiberales; Zingiberaceae. Gene Ontology annotation, cellular component: nucleus. Bases 87 to 452 code for a protein of 121 amino acids.
CGCGGUUUCAAAUCGCGCUCCAAAAAUUUGACGAAUCCCUUCUCCCUCCCUUUCUAAUCGUCUCCUCUCUCCUUCCCGGAUCGCCGAUGGCUGUCCCUCGCACCCCCAAGGGCAAUGGCCACCGCGCCGCCGGGAAGAGCAAGAAGCCGGACGAGGCUGCUUCCUCUGAUGCUGCCUCCCCACGCAAGCGCACUAAGUCGCCCGGAGUCCGGGUCGUCGGCAAUCGCAUCUACGAUUCUCAGCGAGGGAAGACCUGCCACCAGUGUCGGCAAAAGACGAUGGAUUUCACGGCGGCUUGCAAGCAGAUGAAAGGGGGCAAGAUCUGCACUAUAAAAUUCUGCCACAAGUGUCUUCUUAACAGGUACGGGGAGAAUGCAGAGCAGGUGGCGGUGCUAGAGAACUGGAGUUGUCCAAAAUGCCGUGGCGUUUGCAACUGUAGUUUCUGCAUGUGA